AUGGCUCGUACCAAGCAGACCGCUCGCAAAUCUACUGGUGGCAAGGCCCCACGAAAGCAGUUGGCAACCAAGGCCGCUCGCAAAUCCGCACCGGCCACAGGAGGAUCGUCGGCUGUGAUGGCUCUUCAAGAGGCCUCUGAAGCGUACCUCGUUGGUCUGUUCGAAGACACCAACUUGUGCGCUAUUCAUGCCAAACGUGUCACCAUCAUGCCCAAGGACAUCCAGCUGGCCCGCCGUAUCCGUGGUGAACGAGCAUAA
This is a messenger RNA of Ostertagia ostertagi, 258 nucleotides long. Lineage: Eukaryota; Metazoa; Nematoda; Chromadorea; Rhabditida; Trichostrongylidae. The record is from the annotation of a GenBank genome assembly.